CCUAGUGUACUAUAAAGAACUCCAGUGGUUCUCAAAGUUGUAUGACGACAACUACUUAUUCAAGAGGGAUACAUUCCGGAAGCAGGCCAGUGCUAAACUCUUGCAUGAGCAUCCAAAGCUAUCCUCAGUUGCUUGUCACAGCUCACUUUGCACAGCUAUGGGGCUGCUUCUGACAUUUGAGACACCGGACCCUGGGCCGCGCACCUCCGAUCCACGCUUAGUCCUGUCGUGGAUGGGAAUCAGCGCCGGGACUCUUCUGUGCAUACAAUCUAGCGUCGGACAGCAUGCUCAUGUGCAGACAAUCGCAGCCAUCACAUUGCUGAUUGUGGGCUUUACCGGACUUGGACUUUUCGGCGCCGGUAGCGCAAGACGGCGCAUCCGUGUAUUGGCAGUGGCUGUGUUCUCAUUAGGUCUCUUUGUAUGCCAAGCAGCAGGAUUGUUUGUCAAGUUAAAGCCUGAGGUCCGUGUCGGUGGCGUCUUGCUGUUUAUGGCGGUAACGUGGCGGUUGGCUGGCCCUGAUGAUGGUCGCUCUCCCCAGGGGCAUGAGGCGCCGGCCGAUUUGUCGCAACUGGAUCACCGGGAGCCUCCAUCGGGCAAUAAGAAAUCAGACUAGGUUGAGACUUUGCAGUCUGCAAAAUCAACUGAGAGAAGCUGCCUCAACUUCCUAUCCCUAGUAGGAAUCCUCUGUUGUAAAGUAUUGCGAAGAGGACACGGCGUAGGGCUGCGUCUACCCCGGAAGGAUCCUGACUCUAGGCGUAUGCAUCAUGCCUAGAAACAACAUUGCCAGGAGUAAAGCUUUGCGUUCACUCCGUUGUAGACGCGGCAGUUGAACCAACUGUUGGUGAAGCGCACUCGUCAGCAGACUCUAGACCCUAUACACUUCUAAUCCACAAGGCACCUUGGCCAUUCCGACAGGAUUCAGCCGCACAGGCCGCACGACAAUCUUUCCUCACGCCUCACGGCUCUUGGCAGCUGAGAAGCCGGCAGCCGGGCGGCCCUGGUCCGCAUCACCUCCUAUGCAAUAAGGCAUGGGAUUCUAAUGGAUAUAUGUAGUUUGGCCACCAUGGGAUUCCAAUAGAUUCCAAUAUGCAAGUUGCUUCACUUGCACGCUUGGUCUUGCCUCUUAACAUCGAAAUUCCAAGCACGACAAGGGUAUGCCGCAUUCCAGAAGGAGAAUGUACAACAGUACAGUGCUUCUGCUAUCAGCACGCUCACGGCGACAAACCUUUAAAGGUGUACGCCAGCAACAAAAGCGUCGCAGCAGCGCUACGGCCGCACACCGACGUGGGCAGCUG
Volvox carteri f. nagariensis is the source of this 1295-nucleotide messenger RNA. RefSeq lists its product as uncharacterized. NCBI's taxonomy places the organism in Eukaryota, Viridiplantae, Chlorophyta, Chlorophyceae, Chlamydomonadales, Volvocaceae. The coding region runs from base 158 to 613 and encodes 151 amino acids. The transcript has a single exon. The record is from RefSeq and is a predicted model, not a curated record.